UUUUUGCAAUAGGCUAGCUGUAGAAACGGUGUUACGAGUCACAUUGUUUUAUACAACUGUGAUAAAUUGUCAAAAAUAACACAAAUACAUGUCGAUUAGAGUGUUUGGGGAAUGUUGAUAAAAUCUGUGUUUCAUUUGGUUUGGUCAUUUACGCCCUAACUAGCCCAGCAGUUCUGGUUUUGAACGUCGAAGGGUGUGUUAUUUCGGUCGCCGUCAACACAGCUGUACCGUUAGCGAAGCAGUCGAGCUAACGCUAGCCUUCAAACUCACGUAAUUCAGAUAUUUAGCCAACUAAACUAAGAGGGAGGCGUUGAUGAGCAGCAAUGUCUGGCAUCGCUCUUAGCAGACUGUCCCAGGAGCGCAAAGCCUGGAGAAAAGACCACCCAUUUGGUUUUGUUGCUGUGCCUACUAAGAAUCCUGAUGGAACCAUGAACCUGAUGAACUGGGAGUGCGCCAUUCCAGGGAAGAAAGGAACCUUGUGGGAGGGAGGACUCUACAAACUCAGAAUGCUGUUCAAAGAUGACUACCCUUCCUCACCACCCAAAUGCAAGUUUGAGCCACCAAUAUUCCACCCAAAUGUCUACCCAUCUGGCACCGUGUGUCUGUCGAUCCUGGAGGAGGACAAAGACUGGAGGCCUGCUAUCACCAUCAAACAGAUCCUGUUGGGUAUCCAGGAGCUGCUGAAUGAGCCGAACAUUCAAGACCCAGCACAAGCAGAGGCGUACACAAUUUAUUGUCAGAACAGGAUGGACUAUGAGAAGCGGGUAAGGGCACAGGCCAAGAAGUUUGCCCCCACAUAGAGAGGAGAGCUGGCCUCUAUCCUGCCUGAGCAGCCUGAACUGAUGGAGGUUACAAACAGGAGGCAGGAAACACCUGAAGGACCACUCCAAUAAGAAUCCAGUUUUGAGUAUUAAUUAUACUGCUAAACAGGUGGCAAGUGAGCCUGUUUUUCUUUUCUUUCUUUCUAUUUUAAACAACAACAGUUCAAUAAGAUCUUUAUUUUACCUGUCUUGAAGAAAUAUUUAUGCAUUUCUAAUGCAUAGCUGAUGAUCCUAGAACUCUGCUGUCAACACGACCUUUGCUUUUUGUAACUCUUGUAUAAUCCAUAUCUCCAGUUUUGUCACGAGUGCUGCCGAGCUCGCUCGUGGCUCCAUGAAGACUGUAAAUCAUUCUAAUGUAUCGACAGAGUUGUAGAAAUAAGAUUUCAUGUCCGAACCACUCUCUCUGUGUAAUGUUCAGUCGGUUGUGGCAGAGGAGGAGAUUUCGCUUGUUCUUAAACUCCCAGUUUUUAUCCAACCCCAGAAGUAUUGUAGAUAGUGUUUCAUGAAUAUGGGCGUGAACUUGGACAAAGUUCUUGGAAGUAAAUCCUCCCACCGUGCUCCUGAUCCCAUGUUUCGUUCCUGUCACACGUCUGAGUUUCCAGAAAGGCAUCAAAAUGAUACUGGCAACACAUCAAAUUCAGGUUAAAGACAAUCCUGGCACUUGUAUAUUGGCUGGAAGCUGAACAGUGGCAGUUCUGUGCAGUAGGUAGGAAGUGGUGCUCGCAGAGAAGGGAAGAAUUGCUUCCACCAGUGACUUCAAAUCAUCCAUUGCAGUGGAGCUAAAGCAACUUUAGUGUUAAGAUUCUUUUUGCGAAUCCAACUGGGAGGGAAAGUAUUUGUCAGCAACAGCGAUGAGCUUCACGCACACUCAACACCAGCACGCCAUCUGCUUCCCCACACGCUUCCAUAAAGUAACACGAAGUGUCGCUGCGUGUUCGUUUGGCUUCGAGUCAUUCUACCCCACAGUGCUCACAAAACAAAUGCAAACCUGUAGAAAUCAAAAAGCCGUCAUAUCUUCAAGCGGAUCUGGCCAACAGAAGCUGAAGGAUCCUCAUUGGAAUGGCCUCUCAACCAGCAGGACGACGGAGAGAAAGUGCACUUGAGAGUAAGCGAAGGCCUGAGAUUUGUUUUGCCUCUGAAUAAAUGAGUGCAUGUACAUAAUAUAAAUAAUGAAAUACUGUGGAAGUUAUGUUUUAUAUUGUUUUAGCCAGUUGACAUUUGUGUGUGGUAUUAUAACAAAGAACACAAUAAAUGGCAUACAAUUGUGAAAUAAAGUUGACAAAGAAUAA
This is a messenger RNA of Chelmon rostratus (copperband butterflyfish), 2110 nucleotides long. RefSeq names its product SUMO-conjugating enzyme UBC9-like. NCBI's taxonomy places the organism in Eukaryota, Metazoa, Chordata, Actinopteri, Chaetodontiformes, Chaetodontidae. The record is from RefSeq and is a predicted model, not a curated record. Gene Ontology annotation, biological process: protein sumoylation. Gene Ontology annotation, molecular function: SUMO conjugating enzyme activity. The coding region runs from base 324 to 800 and encodes 158 amino acids. The transcript has 7 exons. Gene Ontology annotation, cellular component: nucleus.